Messenger RNA from Penicillium salamii, 2826 nucleotides. NCBI's taxonomy places the organism in Eukaryota, Fungi, Ascomycota, Eurotiomycetes, Eurotiales, Aspergillaceae. The record is from the annotation of a GenBank genome assembly.
AUGAGCACUGAAUAUCAAGAACAUUCUGAUGGCCAAGGCAGCCCGGCCCCAAGCAAUGCUGGCUCGACGGGUACUUCGGGUAUCACGGUGCGCAAUGGACCACAAGGUCAACCGCUGAGUUUCAGAAGACAACGUGCAUCACGCGCGUGCGAGGUACGAUGUGAUGCCGCUAGUCUAGGGGUGCCCUGCACCAAUUGUGUCGCUUUCUCGAUCGAAUGCAAAAUUCCCUCCCCGAAACGGAAGAAGAACAAUGGGAGCAAAGGCAAAGAAGAUACCCAGUAUGGUGACAGUCCGCCCCCAUCCGCCUCCUCCCUCGUCGACGCUGCGGUCGCGCACUUCCGACCCGACAACGAGGAUCCGGGUCCGCGCACCGGUUCGAUCUCGGCACCAAAGCAACCCGAACGAGGCCCCGAAUCGGAAGACAAGAGCAAUGCCUUUGGAUACAGGAACAACCGUAUGGGUGUUGAGGGGAUGCCUACCACGGCCCUCUCCGAGGCCGAGGCCGCUCAACAAGCGUCAGCCAACAACGCAUAUGCUCAGUUCAUGAAGCCCAAGUUUGCUCGUGCCCCCAUCAAAGAAGCGGGUCGGGUUGCGUAUUUGGGCGAAUCCUCCAACCUGUCUCUUUUGGUCCAGGAUCGCCAUGGAACGACCGAUGUCGUGCAUUAUCCGCUCCCACCAAACGUCAGAGGCUCUCGUGCCCGUUUGACGGAUUUGGAUAACUUGGAAAUUGAUAUUCUGCACCAGCGAGGUGCAUUCUUGCUCCCGCCUAAGCAGCUAUGUGAUGAGUUGGUCGAGGCCUACUUCAAAUGGGUCGCCCCGGUGGUACCCAUUAUCAACAAGAGUCGGUUCAUGCGUCACUACCGGGACCCCAAGAACCCUCCCUCCCUGCUACUUUUGCAGGCGAUCCUGCUGGCAGGAUCGAGAGUUUGCACCAAUCAGCAGCUGAUGGAUGCAAAUGGUUCAACGACACCCGCUGCCAUGACUUUCUACAAGCGCGCCAAGGCGCUGUAUGAUGCUAACUACGAAGAUGAUCGUGUCACCAUUGUCCAAGCACUGGUGCUUCUGGGCUGGUACUGGGAAGGACCUGAAGAUGUUACCAAGAACGUGUUCUAUUGGACGCGGGUUGCAAUGGUUGUCGCUCAAGGAUCUGGAAUGCACCGCAGUGUUGAAAUGUCCCAGCUGAAUAAACCAGACAAGCGACUUUGGAAGAGAAUUUGGUGGACUUUGUUCACUCGUGAUCGUUCUGUCGCCGUUGCUUUGGGGCGACCCAUCGGAAUUAACACAGACGAUUCAGACGUCGAGAUGGUCACCGAGGAUGAUUUCAUCGAGGAUGAGCUCGAUACACCUGCCGAGUAUCCAGCUGAUCCAGUUCACGUCCAAUUCUUCUUGCAGUAUGUCAAGCUCUGUGAAAUCAUGGGCUUGGUUUUGUCGCAGCAAUACUCCGUGGCUUCCAAAUCCCGGCGUAUGAACGCAAUGGACCUUACCCACUCGGACAUGGCAUUGGCCGAUUGGUUGCAGAACUGCCCUAAAGAAGUAUGCUGGCAACGGUCUCGGCAUCACUUCUGGGCAGCUCUGUUACACUCAAACUAUUACACUACGCUUUGUCUUCUGCACAGAGCUCACAUGCCGCCUGCUUCGUCCGCGCCAAAUAAUUACAGAGUCGAAGAGAUGGCCUAUCCCUCACGCACAAUUGCCUUCCAGGCUGCGGGCAUGAUCACAUCUAUUGUUGAGAAUCUCCAGGCACAUGGUGAGAUCCGAUACACCCCAGCAUUCAUUGUUUACAGCUUGUUCUCUGCAUUGAUCAUGCACGUGUAUCAAAUGCGUUCGUCGGUUCCUUCUAUCGUGGCCACAUGCCAGGAAAGAAUCAACGUGUGCAUGCUAGCCCUGAAGGAUGUAUCAAAGGUCUGGCUGGUUGCCAAAAUGGUGAACACUCUCUUUGAGUCAAUCCUCGGAAACAAGGUGUUGGAGGAGCGACUCCAGAAGGCUGCUGGCAGAAGACACCAACGCACUUCCCGACCCGGCGAGUCUGCUCCGAAGAAGCCCGAUCCCCCGAAGCGCAAGUUCGACGACAUGGAUCUGGGUAUGCCAAACGGUGGUGGCCCCACACCACCAGUAUCAUACGAGCGCUCCCGACCCCAGACCCCCGCCGUCACACCAUCACGGGAGCUGAACCAGCCAGCACCUGGCCCGCAACAAUCCCCCAACACACAUCGGGGACCCCACGACCCGAUGACUGGAACUGGUAACUCGCGCGCCAACACCAGACCCACUACCCCCUUCAACGGCCAGUUCUCUCUCCCCGCCACGCCCCCAGACUUCUUCCUCGUGACUCGCACCUCCCCCAACCUCUCGCCCUCUCUCUGGGAGAACUUCCAACCCGACCAGCUGUUCCCAGAUGGCACGGCCUUCUUCCCGGAGCUAACCUCCCCACAACCACCAUCGGCAUCCGUCGAUCCCAACCUGCAAAUCCCAUCUCAAAUGCCGGGCAUGCCGCCACGUCCUCCGAUGAUGAACGCCCAGCCCGUGCAUGGCCGCAGCAUGUCCGUUUCACAAGGCAGUCCACCCAUGAUGCCUGGCAUCCCUGGGGCCAUGGGCAUGCAGCCCCACCCACCACAAAUGUUCAUGGAAGGCCAACAGCAGCCAUGGCCACCUAUCCAGGGUCUUGACGGGACGAUGAGCGGAGCUGCAAUGGACGCAGCCAGCCAGGAUAAUGAUAAUUGGAGCAGUAGCUCCCGCAGCGGACCUACUGCGCCCACGACGCUCAACGUCGAGGAUUGGUUCCAAUUCUUUGGUAUAAAUGGGGGUUUUGGUGACUUGGCUGCUUGA